AUGCUUUUGAAGUCAGGACUGUUCCUCACUUUGUGUCUGUUCACCCUCCAAGCAAGUCGAAUCAAAGAUCUGAGCGAGCACGGCCUCGCUGGACUCAGGGAUGUGAGGUACAGACACUUCCUGGAAGCGUCUCGGCCGGUCAGACAUGCGACCAACGCCAGAGCGGAGCGGGACAGACAGCGGGACAAGAGGUCGGCGCUCCUCAACACGGGCGUCAAGGUGUGUCCUCAGGAGACGAUGCAGACCGUCAUCGGGAGCCACCGGGCCUACUACAAGCUGAGAGUGUGUCAGGAAGCCAUCUGGGAGGCGUUCCGGAUCUUCUUCGACAGAGUGCCGAGCUCGGAGGAGUACGGGUCCUGGGUCUACAGCUGCCAGCACCAGAACCUGUGCAUGGACGACCUGGCCCAGAACUUCAGCAGCGCCCAGGAGCACCGGGACAUGGUGGCCAGAAGAGUUGCAGAACAAGCAGAAGUUGAAGGGUGGGUGAAACUGAGCUCUCUGAUGGAUAUUAAGGAGGAUGCCAGCCUGAUUAAGGAGAACUCUGAGGAGUACAUUGUGGAGUUCAGCGUCACCGUCGUAGACCCGGAAUUCAGUAAACUGCUCAGCGGCCCCGGAGCGCCUCAGUACGACCACAUCACCCGGGAGCUGACAGAAAAAAUGCUUCAUACGUUUAAGAAAGUUCCAGGUUUCAAAGAGAUUCGUGUUCUGGGCUUUCGGUCGGAGGACGUGUCUGUCCGCUACGCCGUGGUCUUUAAUGGAGAGACGGAGCUGAACGACGACCCUGACGGCUUCCAGGAGCCCGACGAGAAGACGGACCAGGAUGUGAACGCUCCGAAACUGAAGAACAUCAUCGUUACAGCCCUGAAACAGGAGCCGUCGCUGCCGCUGGACAUCCAGACGCUCAGCUUUGAGGCCGUCACCACGGUUUAUCCUGUGGCGGCGCACGGCAUGAAUCCUGCUGAAUCAGCGGAACCUGAGGACCACGUCGUCACCUCCACCCACAGCUUCUUCCCCACCGUGGCUCUCCUCCAAAACACUUUGGCAGCAUCGAGCAUCGAGCCUGACACCUCCACCUCUUUGCCUUUCAUCUCCAUGGUCCUCCCAGAAGCCACUGGGGAGGGAGUGGAGGAGGAGUCCAUAGGAGGAGAAGCCGAGCCUGCUGAUGGCCACAGUGAGCUGGACCUGGAGCCGCAGGACGAGGACCGCUCUGACUCCCAGCCUGAGGACGAGCCGACCGCCGCUCCGGCUGGCGUCCCGCCAGGGUCUGCCCAAGCCCCGCCCCCGCCGGAGGACAGCAUCCAGGGCCUGGAGCCACAGGAGGAUUCCAGAGAGGGGCACGGCGGAGGAACUGCAGUCCCCGUCGACCGACAUGCUCAGAAUUCCAGCACUGAGGAGGCGGCAGGAGGAUGUGAAAACAGCACGGACGCAGAGGAGGCCAACUCCCCAGGAGAGGACAGCGGCAGUGGAUUAGCGUCGGAGUCGGAUGAGCGGCCGUACGAAUCCACGGCUGCGCCGACCGUCAGGCCGGCCAGCACUCCUGCCAUGGCAGCAGUGGAGCGCAGCAAAGAGCUGGUGGUUUUCUUUAGCUUGAGGGUCACUAACAUGAUGUUUUCUGAUGACCUGUUCAACAAGAGCUCUCCAGAGUAUAAAUCCCUGGAGAAUACCUUCCUGGAGCUGACACAGCACUCUGGGUCCAGAAAGCCACCAAACCCUGGAGCUUCCAGUAAAUCUGGGCCGCAGACACAGACUACGUUAGCCUCCAUCCCGGUACUUCUUCUCUUUUCCAUAUUGGAACUUGCAUCUCUAAUGCCUCAGAGAGAGCGUGACCUUUCUAUUUCCUCACUAACCUUUUCCAAAUGCAGUAUUUUCAAAUUCCUAAAGAGGAAGAACCCGCCAUCUGGGAACAGCUGCUCUCUGUGUUCGGUGUUGGGUAAAGGCCUCACGCUGGAGCCGCUUCCAACACAAACCGGAUUGUUUGUUUGCUGCAAAGGCUGGAAGCUCCUGCCGUAUCUGGAGACCAACCUGACCGGAUUCCGGCAGCUGGAGAUCCUCAACUUCCGGAACGGGAGCGUGGUGGUGAACAGCAGGAUGAAGCUGGACAGGCCCGUCCCCUACAACGUGACGGAGGCGGUGCACUGCGUGCUGGAGGACUUCUGCGACGCCGCGUCCAAACGGCUGGACAUCGAGAUCGACAGCCGCUCGCUGGAGGUGGAGCCAGCCGACCAAGCAGAUCCCUGUAAGUUCCUGGCCUGCAACGAGUUUUCCCGCUGCGUGGCGAACAGCUGGACCGGGGAGGCCGAGUGUCUGUGCGACCCGGGAUACAGCACGGUGGACGGAGCGCCCUGCCAGAGCACCUGCAGCCUGCAGCCCCACUACUGCCUCAACGGCGGCCUGUGCGAGAUCAUCCCCGGCCAUGGAGCCACCUGCAGGUGUCCGGUGGGGAAAUACUGGCACUACCACGGAGAGCGCUGCAACGAGCUGGUGUCCCUGCCGGUCGACCCCCCGCUGAUCAUCACCUGCCUGGUGGGGAGUCUCUGCCUGGUCUGCGCCGUCCUCGGCAUUUUGAUAUUCAUCAACAAGAAAUGCGUCGCCGCGAAGAAGGCAGUGACUCUGGUGCACACCCUUGCUCCUUAUGCCUUUGAGAACACUGUGAGGGUCAACCCCGUGUUUGAGAGUGAGGAGGAUGCCUUAACUCAGGUGUCCACCUUACCGUGUCCCUCCAGCUCCGCCUCGUCCCCGUCCCCUCGCUCCCAGCAGCAGCACUUUGCCUCCAUUGAAAACAUACAUCUCAGUAUCGAGAUCCCCAGACAGCUCUACAGCAGCAGAUCAGAGCCGUUAGAGUCAGGGACCUCAGGUUUCCGCCGCGGCGCUCCUCACAGCCAGACGUGGAGGCCCAGUGAAUACCGGACGCGCUGUCUCUUGAGGGCGGCGGACAGCGACUGUUUGGAAGUGACGGUUCUCUGA
Salarias fasciatus (jewelled blenny) is the source of this 2964-nucleotide messenger RNA. RefSeq names its product interphotoreceptor matrix proteoglycan 1b (gene impg1b). Lineage: Eukaryota; Metazoa; Chordata; Actinopteri; Blenniiformes; Blenniidae. Gene Ontology annotation, biological process: visual perception. The transcript is spliced from 18 exons. Bases 1 to 2964 code for a protein of 987 amino acids. The record is from RefSeq and is a predicted model, not a curated record.